Messenger RNA from Triticum turgidum subsp. durum (durum wheat), 2343 nucleotides. NCBI's taxonomy places the organism in Eukaryota, Viridiplantae, Streptophyta, Magnoliopsida, Poales, Poaceae. The record is from the annotation of a GenBank genome assembly.
AUGGUUGGAAAAGAAACGGUAGUGAAAAUAGUUGAGGACACUUUUAGAAAAAUGCGCGAGCCUGCAAAUGCUGUUUCAGCUUCUGGAAACCAGAAUGAGCUGGGGUACAGUGUAAUGCCUAUGAAAAACCCAGAUGAUUCUGCUCAGCUGGAUAUCAAGGUCCGUUGCCCCUGUGGUAGUUCCAUGGCCACUGGGUCCAUGAUUCAGGCCACUGGGUCCAUGAUUCAGUGUGAUCAUCCAAGAUGCAGUGUAUGGCAACAUAUUGAUUGUGUCAUCAUACCUGAGAAGACUGCAGAUACUGCUCCUCAAGAACUACCUUCCAGUUUCUAUUGUGAGAUGUGCCGAGUCAGCAGGGCAGACCCUUUCUGGGUCACUAUUAACCACCCAUUACUUCCAGUGUCAGUAGCUCCUUCGAACAUAAUGGCAGAUGGAGCGAUCUCAAAUGAGUCCGGUCAUAUACUGUACAGUAUAUCGAGAAAACCUUUCCGUUAUCAAGAGCUAAUAGGGAAAUGCUACAGAAAGCUGAAUAUGACAUUCAGACGGAGUUGGUGCAUUGCUAAAAAGAUCAAAGAGGUAAUUGUGCUCCUGGUACAAGAACUUGGCUGGUGGGCUCAGUUUCAUACAAAAACUUACAAAACCUACAGCGGAGGUACAAUAACUUGGCCUGGACGUGCACUUGAGGUUUGGUGUAUCCUUCUCGAUGACAAAGUUCCUUUCAGGAUGCACUGGCCUUUACAUUCUGACAUGCAAAUUAAUGGUAUUCCUGUUCGGGUUGUCAGCAGGCAAGCUACACAGCCGUUAGGGGCCAAUGGUAGAGAUGAUGGUCUUAUGUUAACACAGUUUUUGAAAGAAGGUCCCAAUAAGAUUGUUCUAUCUAGAAGUGACUCUCGUGCGUUCUGUUUGGGUGUCAGAAUUGCCAAGAGGAGAUCUCUGGAAGAGGAAAAUGCCAGAAUGGUUCUUUCAGCAGUUACCGUCCUAAAUUUGGUACCAAAGGAACAGGAUGGUGAGAAGUUUGAUGAUGCCCUUUCUCGUGUGCGUCGCUGUGUCGGUGGGGGGACUGAGGCAGAUAAUGCAGACAGUGAUAGUGAUAUUGAGGUUGUUGCUGAUUCAGUCUCUGUAAAUCUUCGAUGCCCUAUGACUGGUUCAAGGAUUAAGGUAGCUGGUAGGUUCAAACCCUGUGUCCACAUGGGUUGUUUUGAUUUAGAAGCUUUUGUGGAACUGAAUCAACGUUCACGGAAGUGGCAAUGCCCAAUUUGCCUGAAGAACUAUUCUCUGGAGAAUCUAAUUAUUGAUCCUUAUUUCAAUCGCAUCACUUCGCUAAUCAAAAGCUGUGGAGAUGAUCUAUCAGAAAUCGAUGUCAAGCCAGAUGGUUCCUGGAGAGCUAAGGGUGGAGCUGAACUGAAGGAUCUUAUGCAGUGGCAUUUACCAGAUGGCACUCUCUGUAUGUCCACAGGUACAGGACCGAAACCCAACAUGGGUGUUGUAAAGCAAGAGAUUAAAGAAGAACCGUUGCCUGAAAAUAAGGGUUCUCGUCUAAAACUGGGAAUUAGGAGAAACAACAAUGGCAAAUGGGAAAUUAGCAAGAAAGGGGAUGUUAAUUUGAAACCAACUUCUUAUAAUGAUCAGAGUAGAGACUUUGAAAAUGGGAAAUGUGUCACCCAUACAAGCAACACUAAUCAUGAGGAUGCUAAAGGUGGAAGUUAUAAUUCAGAACCGGGACAAUCUGAUCACCCUACGAGCAGUGUAUAUGAUCUGAAUUCUUCUCCUGGGGAUGAACAUGUUCCAAUAGUUCUGAGCGACACAGAUGAUGAAAAUGCUACGGUGUUGUCUCCUAGUACAGUGAAUUGCGGCGCAGCAAAUGACACCGGAUAUGAGUUUCCACCGCCCAAUCCACUUGACACUUCAGGAGGCCCAGAUGAAACUUCAUUUUUCCUUAAUGAAAACUUUGAUGAUCUGGGGUUGUCAUUUUGGGAGUAUCCUUCGACUACCCAAGAUGAUCCAGGAAUACAAGGAACAGAUAAUCUGGGUGAAGUGCAAAACUACCCUGCUACCAAUCUAUCUCUGCACGAGCCAGUUUCUACGGUUAAUUUGGGUGUGUUAGCACCAGCAGCAAACCAACCAGAAUAUGGGAAUGAUGGGAGUUUAAAUAAUGCCAAAAAUACUUCUCAGAAAAGGAAGAACCCUGCGAAUGAAAUAACAUCUUUAGAUGCUUCAGUUCUCAUGAGUGGCAAUGACGACGACGACUUUGCUGGGGAUAGAUCUGGUGGCACUUCCUCACUGUCUGGGCAGCCACGGUCAGUUCGACCAAAAUCCGUACUAGCCAUUGAGUCAGAUUCUGAUUAG